GUACAAGUGAAAUAUGGCCGAAGGUGGAAUUGGUUUAUCUGCAGUUUUGUGUGAUCUCUGUGAAAACGAACCGGCACAGUCCUUCUGCCGUACUUGCAGUGGAAAUCUGUGUGAUAAGUGCACUACAGAACACAAAGGCAAGAAGAUUUUCUACCGUCAUGAUGUUGUCAAAAUGACGCUAACAAGACAAAUAGAAAAAGAUGGAUAUGGGUAUUGCAGCGAGCAUCCAGAGAGCAAAUAUGAGUUGUGUUGUCAAGAUUGUACCAUACCAGUGUGUACAAAAUGCAUAGCUGGAGUUCACAAUGGUCACAAAAUGACAGACAUUUCUAGUGCUUACAUUGAGGCUAAAGGCAAAAUAACAGCAAAAGUAGAAAGAAUGGAGACAUCUCACUAUGCAAAGCACAGGGAACAGCUAGAUGAUCUUGACAAUAUUUUAAGUGACAUUAACAAACGGACAAACGACGUUGAACAAGCUGUUAUAAGCCGAUCAAAAGAAAUUGCAGACUUUGUUCAUGAAAUUGAGAAAGAUGUUUUACAGAAAAUAUCUAAGGAGAAAGAACAUGCUAUCAAACUCAUCCUAUCUUAUAAAGAAGAAGUUACAGAACACCUCUCUUCUUUAAGAAAACUUCAGAAUAUGAUGUUACAAGAUAGAGACUCCAAAUGUAUGACAGACCUGAUUCUGUAUACCAGGAACAAUCUCGAAGUUUCCAGUGAUGAUAAAAAGUUUCUGAAAUUUGAUUUCAAACCUUCUGUGAUCGAUGUAACAAAGCAAUUUCCGGAUGAAUUAAGACAAUUUUUUGGCUUGCACCUUCCUUCUACUAUGGUAGUUCAGGGCAGAAAACAAAUCAUGAAGUCAGCAGGAGAAGUAGCAAGAUUUAAAUCUGCGAUACAGCAACCUAUGGGUUUAGCCUGUUCUAGAUUACAUGUUGACCUUGCUUGGAUUCGUGGUGACGAAGCAGAAAUUAAGAAAGUAGACAUACAAGGUAAUGAAAAGGCCACUGUCAAGACUGUCACAAAACUAGGGCGGCCCUCAGGUCUUAUCGAGUUAGACGACGGAAGCAUAUUUUUCAGUGAUUUACAUAGUAAAAUGGUGAAAAAAGUAUCCAAAGAUUUGCAAGAAGAAGCAGCCAUCAGUUUGGACUGGUAUCCGAUGGGACUGUGCAUCAGUCGAAGCGGUCACAUUCUCGUAUGCGUUGCUUUUCUACAAGGGAACACCAAAGACACUUCUGACCGUGGAAAGGUUUUGCGAAUGAGCUUCAAGGGAGUAACACUGCAGGAAAUAAUGAAAGACGAUGAAGAAAAACAUUUGUAUAGCAGACCUAUUUGUAUUUCCGAAAAUCUCAACCAAGACGUUUGCGUAUCAGAUGUUUACAAACAUUCUAUUGUCGUUGUUGAUAGAACUGGUCUCUUUCGAUUUGCCUAUAGUGGUGGGGGCUUUUAUAAGAAUAGAAAAAAAUUUGAACCUACCGAACUAGAUACUGACAGUCUAGGAAACAUUGCUGCUUCGGACUCCAUGAACAAUCUAGUUCAUUUACUGGACAUUGAUGGUAAUCUUAUAAAAUAUGUGCUUACAGCAAGGGAGGGUAUUUCUGCCCCAAGGGGUUUAAAAGUUGACAAAGAAGACAGAGUUUGGAUAACAGAGGAAGUGACUGGUUAUGUAAAAAUAUUCAUAUAUUUGGAGUAGAAUGAAUGCUUUGUAAAUAGGAAUUGCGACAUCGACUUGUUUUGUUUGUCACAUCUAGUGAGCUAGGAAUAAAUUAAC
Saccostrea cuccullata (small rock oyster) is the source of this 1762-nucleotide messenger RNA. RefSeq lists its product as uncharacterized. Gene Ontology annotation, molecular function: zinc ion binding. The transcript has a single exon. The record is from RefSeq and is a predicted model, not a curated record. Lineage: Eukaryota; Metazoa; Mollusca; Bivalvia; Ostreida; Ostreidae. The coding region runs from base 14 to 1684 and encodes 556 amino acids.